This is a messenger RNA of Plectropomus leopardus (leopard coralgrouper), 1180 nucleotides long. Lineage: Eukaryota; Metazoa; Chordata; Actinopteri; Perciformes; Serranidae. The record is from RefSeq and is a predicted model, not a curated record.
AGGUAUGUUUUCUUUAAAUUGUCUGUGAAAUAAAUACAAAAUACAGCCACAUAAAGUUGUAGACCCUCCUCAGAGCUUAAAAAGAGUCGACACGCCUCCCCUUUUUUGCACAACCCCUCCCCCCUCAUAAAUAACAAACGGUCCCUAAGCUCAGGCAGCGUUUGCUUUUCAGGAGGCGAAACAUAAUGUGAAUGUUUACAUUGGACGGUUUGAUUUGUGACUUCAGUUUAUUUUAAUGUUUCUGUUUGGAAACAGACGCUUAAAAACCUGAACUAUAUUUUUUAUAUUUUCACAGAAAUAAAACUUUUGUAACUUUAUAUUAAGGCUCAGCUUUUGUGGAUGCUUCACCUUUUUACGGCUCGGAGCUGUAUUAAUGGGUAAUUAUGCUCAUUUUUAAAAUACAUACAUGUUUUCUCUAUAUCCAAAAACUCGAGUGCUUGUGAUGUCAUAGGGGAUACAAUGAAGGGAAUAUAAAAGUCAGCAACAAUAUUUGCAAUAUUUUACAAUAAUUCCCUUUAAGAGUUAUUAGAAGCACUGAAUCUGUUUUACAAUGUGUGUGUUUUUAAUCUACAUUCAUAAGAAUGAAUUUUCUCUGAUGAGCAACAGAAAAAAGGUCCACACUUAAAGCGACGCUGGUCCACCACACUCCAGCAUGAGUCAGUAAACACACACACACACACACACACGCACACACACACACACACACACACACACACACACAUAUCUCAGUCCAGCCUCUCUUUAACAAUAAUGACCCAGCAUCAACCAAUCACGGCCGGCAGUCUGCUCUGAGGCCCCGCCCACAUGGUUUAUAUAAAGACCUGAACCACGAGACCUGAAGUUGAAUCUGAACAGAGACCUGAAGCUGAAUCUGAACAGAGAUCUGAAUCUGAACCAGAAGACCUGAAGCUGUCAGUACCUGUAGUCCGGAUCGCGUUGGGCCGUGAUGGUGGUGGAGCUUAAACCUCGGGUGGAGGCGAUGGAGGGAAACCAGCAGAGACUGGAGGCAAACAUCCUGCUGCUGGGAGCUCACAGCGUCGGGAAGUCUGCUCUCACCGUCAGAUUUCUGACCAGGAGGUUUAUUGGAGAGUACGGAGACAUCGAGUCGGUUUACAGUCGGAUCGAGCGGCUCGAUGGUCAGGAGGUCUGCUUCAACAUCUGGGACUCUGUACAAACACAG